AUGUCCCCCCGCUACCCCUCCCUCGACAUCGCCUCUGCCUGGAUCUCCCUCAUCUUGCCCCUCCCCGGCCACGAAACCAGCUUCAACCGAUGGUACAGCGACGACCACUUCUACGCCGGCGGCAUGUGUCUCCCCGGCAUCUUCGCCGGUCGGCGAUGGAUCGCUCCACAAGCCCUGCGUUCCUUGAAUUACGCUUCAGACCCGGCUAUGGCGGAAGGUGGAAGUUUCCUGCAUCUGAAUCUUUUCAGUAGUCAUCAGUCGGAUGAGGCGUAUAGGGCUUUGGGGCAGACGCUGCAAGUGCUGGGCGAGGAGGGAAGGAUGUACGGCGAUAGUAUUGAGAGGAGGCAUUUGUAUUCCGCCAUCACGCCUUAUGAGGGAGUAGUGUAUCGGGAUGGGGAAGGGUUUGGAGAGGGGCCGAUGGACAUUCACGCCCUGGAUUAUCCUUUUCAGGGUGUGGUGGUUGAGAUCGUGGAGGCUAAGAGUGGUGAGGGGAGGGUGGAGUUGGUGCGGUGGUUGAAGGGGGAGUUUGUACCUCGGAGGCUUGAAGGGAGUGAUGUGGUGAUGUGUUUGGUUUUUCGGCAUGAGGAUCUGCCGGAGGGUGUGAGGAGUCCACGGUUGCCGGGGAAGUGUCCUACGGGGGAUAAGAGGGUGGUGUUGUUGUGGUUUGUGGAGGGUGAUCCGAAGGUGUGUUUGGAGCGGGAUUUUGGUGGACAUGUGGAGGAGGUCAAGGAGAAGGCGUUGGGUGAGGUGGUGUUUUUAGGACCGUUCGUUCCUACUGUGCCCGGGACGAAUAGUGUCUCUGACGUAGAGCAGCUCUUUGCAUUCCCGGAAAAUUGUGUGCGCUCGAAAGCGAACGACGCCGCAAGCGAUUUGCGAAUCAAGGUGAGUACAUAA
This is a messenger RNA of Saxophila tyrrhenica, 894 nucleotides long. RefSeq lists its product as uncharacterized. The transcript is spliced from 2 exons. Bases 1 to 894 code for a protein of 297 amino acids. Lineage: Eukaryota; Fungi; Ascomycota; Dothideomycetes; Mycosphaerellales; Extremaceae. The record is from RefSeq and is a predicted model, not a curated record.